AUGUCCCACCGCAAGUUCUCGUGCUGCCGCAAGGGCAACCUCGGCUACCUCCCCCGCAAGCGCUGCACGCGCGGCCGCGGGCGCUGCAAGACCUUCCCACCAGACGUCCAGGGCGCGCCCAUCCACCUCACGGCCUUCCUCGGCUACAAGGCCGGCUGCACGCACGUCAUGCGCUUCAUCGACCACCGCGGCUCGAACCUCCACAACCGCCAGGCCAUCGACCAGGCGACAAUCAUCGACGCCCCGCCAAUGAUCUGCACGGCCAUCAUCGGGUACGCCAAGACCCCGAAGGGCCUCCGCGCCGUGACGACCGUCUGGGCCGCCCACAUCGCCGAGCCCGCCAUGCGUCGCUUCUACCGCAACUACUUCCACGCGGAGAAGACGGCCUUCUCGACCUACAUGAAGAAGGCCGCCGACGGCACAUACAUCAAGGAGCAGCUUGGGCGCCUUAAGCAGCACGCUGACGUCAUCCGCAUUGUCGCCCACACCCAGCCUGCCCUGACGCCCCUGAAGCAAAAGAAGGCCGACAUCAUGGAAAUCCAGGUCAACGGCGGAGCGAACGUGGCCGAGAAGGUCGACUAUGCGUACGCCCUCAUGGAGAAGCCGAUCUCGAUCAAGGACGUCUUCAGCGUGGGAGCACAGAUCGACACCAUCUCCAUCACGCGCGGCCGUGGGUUCGAAGGCGUCGUCACCCGCUGGGGCGUCACCCGUCUUCCGCGUAAGACCCGCCGCGGAAACCGCAAAGUUGCCUGCAUCGGUGCCUGGCACCCGGCCAACGUCCAGUAUACUGUCGCCCGCGCCGGUCAGAUGGGUUACUUCCACCGCACGGACACCAAUAAGCAGGUCUUUAUGAUUGACACAGCGGAGAACCCCAGGUGCUGCACAACGGAGUUCGAUCUGACAGACAAGAGCAUCAACCCGGUCGGCGGCUUUGUCAACUACGGCCGCGUCCAGGGAGACUUCAUCAUGAUCAAGGGCACGUGCCCAGGACCCAAGCGCCGCCCGGUUGUCAUGCGCAAUGCCCUCCUCCCUCACCGCAACUGUCCUCCGGUCCAGCUUCAGUGGAUCAGCACGGCCUCCAAGUUCGGUCACGGUAUCUUCGAGACCGUUGAGGAGCGCAGGCAGUUCUACGCCAAGUAG
Molecule: messenger RNA, 1140 nt
Organism: Giardia duodenalis
Lineage: Eukaryota; Fornicata; Diplomonadida; Hexamitidae
Product: Ribosomal protein L3
Exons: 1
Coding region: 1-1140 (379 amino acids)
Biological process (GO): ribosomal large subunit assembly; translation
Cellular component (GO): ribosome; cytosolic large ribosomal subunit
Molecular function (GO): RNA binding; structural constituent of ribosome
Source: RefSeq, a predicted model, not a curated record